AUGAGGUGCUUGUCAUUUGCUGGACAGUCUAGGUUUGCCGUCAAUGUGGUUUUGACUGCUCUUCUUAUCACGGAUCUUUGGCUCCCUGCUGCUGCUGUGAUUCAGUGUUGUGAUGGUUCUUGUGGCAAUAAUUGUUUGACAGUACGGGAGCUUGUCUUUUGGUAUGCUUGCGAAACUGGAACUGACUGCAGCACCUUACCUGAAGUGUGGGCAAGUCACCCCCGUGCUGAUUAUUGCUGCGGCCCAGUAGACGGUCCGCAUUAUUUGCCACUACCAAUUCAUGAUCCGGUUCUUGGGUUGAUCUUUCCUUCGUUCGUACCAGAUAUAGCAGACGUGUGCCUUUAUGGAGGUGCUUUCCAGUAUCCGAAUGGAGCAACACGAGAUAUCUGGUGCAAUGACAUGAGACAUUUUGCAUAUGCCGAAAAUGGUGCUACCCUGGCUUGCAAUCUAUGGGGCACAUUAGGUCCAGGACUAUUCUGUGGCACUGGUGACUAUGGAUUUUCUGGUGGAGACCCUCACUUCAAGACAUGGAUCGGAGAGUGGUAUGAUUACCAUGGCGUCUGUGACUUGGUGUUUCUUCAUGCUCCAGAUGCUGCUGGCGGGCUACGAUUGGAUAUUCACAUUCGCACCAAGGCCAGGUACGAAUAUUCCUACAUUACCAGUGCAGCUAUUCGUAUUGGCAAUGGGGAGGAAGAUGUACUGGAAGUUGCCAGUUGGGGUAACUACAUGCUUGGUGGAAUCCAGAAUGCGGAGCUACCUGGUCUGUUGGCAGACAAGUAUCCUGUGAUCUAUACUCGAGUGUCAGACAAGGAGCAUCGGUUCACAAUCCAGCUGGAUGAUGAUGAGACAGACGGAGAGAAGGUCGUGAUGACUGUCUUCAAGGAUUUGGUCAGCAUCAAGAUUGAGAAUUCCAGCUAUGAGUCCUUUGGCAGUUCCCGUGGAUUGCUGGGUGAUUUUCUCACUGGGGCAUUUGCAGCCAGAAACGGAACUUUCAUUCCCAGUGAUGAUCCCACUUCAUUUGCCGAGAGCUGGCAGGUCCAGGAAGAUGAACCCAAGCUGUUUCAGGAUUCUAAGCAGCAUCCCCAGCAUCCUGCCCAGUGCAUCCGCCCCGACCCUGCUGCAAAGGAUUCCCGUCGAUUGGGAGAAUCAGUUGCCAGGGAAGCUGCCAUUGCUGCUUGCUCCCACUGGGAACACCAGGAUGCCUGUGUUUAUGAUGUCAUGGCCACAGGAGACUUGGAUUUGGCUGAGGCCACUCCCUAUUAG
This is a messenger RNA of Seminavis robusta, 1263 nucleotides long. Lineage: Eukaryota; Bacillariophyta; Bacillariophyceae; Naviculales; Naviculaceae. The record is from the annotation of a GenBank genome assembly.